AUGGAUUUUAAGGUCUUGAAAUGGCAAAUUCGUCGUGGGUCAUUGAUGAGGCGUUUGAUCCUCAAAAUGCUUAUGUUUGGGGCUGGAUUGAUUGUUAUUUCGUUUGUUCAAAUGGGCCAUGAGGUCCAAUUUUCUGAGCCCUGUAUGCUUAAUGAGAGUGAAUGCCCAUUGAACUUUGGGCAUCUCAGCUUUAAUUUCACCCAUCUGUUUGGGGUGUUGCCAGUGCCAUGCAAAGAGAAUGAGGUUUUGGCCAAGAAUGUGUUCCAGGAGCUAAUGGUGAAUAGUUUCUUGGAUUCUGAUGUGAAGGCACUGUGUGUGGGAGAGGGCUCAGAUGCAGCUGUUUUGGCCUUGAGGGAGCUGGGAUUCUCUGAUGUUUCUGGUGUUAAUAGGCACCCCUUUUUCUCCCUCUUCAAGAGGAGAUUCGUGUAUGAGCUCGAGUUUGGGGAUAGUUCUUUUGAUUUCGUGUUCUCUAGAGCUCUCGAUAGGGUCUCCGUGCCAGCUCUUCUUGUGCUCGAGAUUGAGCGUGUUCUGCGUGCUGGUGGCACAGGCGCUAUGCUUCUUGGUGCCAAUGGUUUCACCUCGGGAAACUUGGUUAGGUCUGCAACUCCAGUUUCGUCCUUCUUGAAGAGCUCUGAUGUUGUUCACGUAUGCCCCGUUGGGCCCUAUGUCCUAGUUCUGUUCAAGAAAAGAUUCCAAGGCGUGGCUCUCUUUGAUCAGUUUAAACUGCCUGAUCAUUGCCCCUCGGUUAUGAACAACAAACCCUUUAUGCCAUACAUUGAACCCGUUGGCAACAAAAAUCCAGCCAAGUUUGAUGCAAACAUCUCGUAUUUGCCCAACUUAAUGAAUAUCUCAUCGAGGAACAAGCUGGUAUAUAUAAAUGUUGGAGCAGGGGAGCUCGUGGAUGCAGCCAUUACUAAAAUGUUCAGUGCUCAUUACCCUAUUCCCCAGCACGCGUUAGAUGUUUAUGUCAUCGAUCACAACACCACUGCCCUCUCGUUGUAUGUGAAAACUCCUGGCAUCACAUUCGUUUACCAUCCAAAACUUGCGGGAGAGGAGACUGCACCGUCGUCCGCUAACUACACUGAUGAUUAUCUUGGCGACGACAAAGACUUUGACUUUGUGCGCUGGUUCGAUGAAACAGUGAACGAUGGGGAGUUCGUGGUGCUUAUGAUGAAUGCUCGGGCAGCAGAGUUGCAGAUUCUCGACGACUUGUUCAGAACCGGAUUGAUAUGCAGAGUUGAUGAACUCUUCCUUCGCUGCUCGGAUGCUGCAGUUUGGAAGCCUGCCAGGUGUGGCGACUGCACGAGCCUUUUCAAAGGUCUCAAAAACCGUGGCGUCUUUGCUCACUGGCUGGGAGAGUGA
Ipomoea nil (Japanese morning glory) is the source of this 1362-nucleotide messenger RNA. RefSeq lists its product as uncharacterized. Gene Ontology annotation, molecular function: S-adenosylmethionine-dependent methyltransferase activity. The transcript has a single exon. The coding region runs from base 1 to 1362 and encodes 453 amino acids. The record is from RefSeq and is a predicted model, not a curated record. NCBI's taxonomy places the organism in Eukaryota, Viridiplantae, Streptophyta, Magnoliopsida, Solanales, Convolvulaceae.